This is a messenger RNA of Myxocyprinus asiaticus (Chinese sucker), 5224 nucleotides long. It is a transcript of the gene nwd1, whose product is annotated as NACHT and WD repeat domain containing 1. The record is from RefSeq and is a predicted model, not a curated record. The coding region runs from base 1 to 4863 and encodes 1620 amino acids. Gene Ontology annotation, molecular function: ATP hydrolysis activity; protein binding. The transcript is spliced from 20 exons. Lineage: Eukaryota; Metazoa; Chordata; Actinopteri; Cypriniformes; Catostomidae.
AUGGCUGUGGUUGAGAUGAGGGACGCUCUUGGACUGGAGGCUUUACGAGGACAGUGUGCUGAUGCCCUGCAGCCUGUUUCCGGAAUGGUGCGAGUAUAUAUCAGCUCUACACACUCGGACAUGAAAAGCGAGAGAAAUGCAUUCUGGGAGAGGGCUUAUUCUCAGUUACAGGCCCACUGUCAAAGUCUGGCUCUUGUCUUUGAGGUAGUGGAUUUCAGAUGGGGAGUGCAUGAAAUCAUCUCAGCUGAUCACAUGAUAACUGAGCUCUGCGUUAACGAAAUCGAGUCCUGUCAGAGCAUAUCAGAUGGACCGACCUUUAUUGCUCUGCUUGGUAAUCAGUAUGGCCAUCGGCCAAUCCCUCGCCUCAUACCAGAAACCGAGUUUGAGUUGCUGCUGUCAAAGCUUUCCAAAGAUCAAGAGAGUUUAAAGCUCCUUAACCAAUGGUUCUCCAAAGACAGCAACUCGGUCCCACCCACAUAUAUCCUCCAGCCAAUCACAACUCACUAUACUCAUUACAAUGACAGGGGUUCUGAUAAUGGACAGUUGCGUGAUGAUGAUGUCAUAUCCUGGAAUGUGACAGAGUCACGGAUUCUGCAGGCUCUCCGCACAGCUGCCCUACAGGCUGAGAGAGAUGGGGACAUGAGUGUAGAGCAUAAGCACAAGUUUUUCAAGUCUGUCAUGGAGUACGAGAUGGAGCAUGGCUUUCUCAAGACUCAGAGGAAUGCAUCAGCUGUGGUGUUUUUCCGUGAAAUGCCUCGACUUAGUAAAAAAGACUGCAAGAAAAACUUUGCAAAGUUUCUAUUAGACAUCACAGCAGAUGGCUUGCUGGACACAGAAGCCCGAGAGCUCCUGGCCAACCUGAAGCAACGUAUUAGCAAAACAGGUCAUCUCCAACCUCUCUGCAUGGAGCUGAGUAAAGGAGCCAUGGACCCGAGCCGUAAAGAACACAAGGAAUACCUUGCAAAUAUGUGUGAGAAGGUCAUAUCUCAAAUGAAGGAACUGAUCAGUAGACAUGCUCUUCCAGCCACUGGAUGUUUCAGUUCAGUAGAUCCAGGAUGGACCUGGCUGAAACAGGAGAUCUUCCAUCAUGCUGUGUUGAGCAAGGAGAAGUGUUCUGUGUUCAGAGGGAGGGAUAGUAUUCUGGGAAAGAUCAGCAUCACCAUGUGGGAGUCCACUCACACAUGCCAUGCACCAUUGUUGGUUCAUGGACCUUCAGGGGUUGGUAAAACAGCUCUACUUUGUAAACUGGCACAGGAAAUGCGAGCUGUCCUGGACCAGCGUGCGGUUGUGGUGCUGAGGUUGCUGGGAACAUCUCCACUCAGCUCAAAUGUUGACUCAGUUCUCAGAGGUGUUUGUCUUCAGGUGUGUGGAGCUUUAGGGUUGCAACUCCCAUGCCCGCAUAUUGCCAACACGCAUGAAGAGCUGAUCAGGUUCUUUCAUUCCAUGCUCAAUGAUGUGUCAGAACAAGGAGACACUCUUCUACUUAUUCUAGACUCAAUGGAGAAGCUGUUAGAGGCAAACAAGCCCCAUAUUCUACACUGGAUACCUAAAGAGAUCCCACCAAAUGUACAUAUUGUGCUCUCUACUUCAGAUGACUGCAUUGAGAUACAUAAGUCUUUGGUUUCAGAAGAAAAAAAUAUUUUUGAAGUGGAACUUCUCACAGCUGAUCAGGGGAAUGGUGUCAUUGAUGCCUACAUGAAUGCAGCUGGACGCAAGCUGACCUCAGAACAGUUAGACAGCAUCUUACUUAGCUUUCAGCAGAGUGGAAACCCUUUGCAUCUGAAACUCAUGCUGAACACUGCAAAACAGUGGCCCUCACACACCUCCAUGUCUAAUGUUCACCUGGGCAUCUCUGUGCAGGAAGUGUUGGCACAGUUUGUGCAGUCCCUUGAGGAGAAUCAUGGGAAGAAGCUUGUUAGUCAUGCUCUAAGUUUCAUCUUGUUAUCAAGACAUGGACUAUCAGAGGCAGAGUUACAAGAUGUCUUGUCUUUAGAUAAUGAUGUUCUUGCUGAGAUCUAUAAGUUCUGGCUUCCUCCAAAUCACACACUACUGCGCUUCCCACGCAUUCAUUGGUCACGUCUCCGGCAUGACCUGAGAGAUCACCUAACAGAGAGAUGGGAGGGCGGCAUUAUUCUCCUGGGCUUCUCCCACAGGCAGUUUACAGAGCUGGUGAGGGAGAGAUACCUGUCGAGUGAUAUGAAAACUGACAUGCACACCAUCCUUGCAGAGUAUUUCUCAGGCCAGUGGAGUAAGAGUCAGCUCAGACCGAUCCUACUGCCCUCACUGACCACACUGCUAAAUGCUGACAGAAAGGUGUCACCACAGCCUUUGUGGUUCACUGGAGAAGCUGCCAAUAUGCGUAAGCUCCAUGAAUUGCCCUAUCACCUCGCUCAUGCUGGCAAAUGGGAGGAGCUAAACCAAUCAGUGCUUGGCAGUCUGGAUUGGCUGUGUUGUAAAACUCUGUGCUGUGGGGUGAGCUGUGUAAUACAGGAUUUGUCCAUCUGCACCAGCCUCACAGACUGUCCUGAGAUACAGAUGCUGAAAGAGACUUUUCUGCUGCUUAAGCCCGCAUUGGAUUUUAGAGAUGGCCAUGCUGAUCCCUCACUUUUAGUCACAGAGAUCUUCACCAGGCUACAUGGUCUCGCUGAUCUCUACCCUUCCAUGAUUGGUCGGCUGUGUUCUCAGUGCGUAGACUGGUUUGGUUCCUGCACUGACCCAGUGCUUGUGCCCAAAUGCAGCUUCUUUCAGGCCCCUGGGGGCCCACUGAAGAGCACCCUUACUGGAUUCACUAAAGGUGUGAGGACUGUUGUUCUGUGCUCAAAGAGAGAGCUGCUGGUUGCAGGUUCAGAGGACGGCCUGAUAAUAGCUUGGAGCCUAAAACAUCUACAGACCCUACACACACUUUCAGGACACAUGGUGGGGGUGCUGUCCCUGAAGCUGAUGGACAAAACCACAAACUGUUUGUCAACUGGACUCGAUGGCACACUGAGAAAAUGGUGUCUGAUAAGUGGACAACAGCUUUUCUGCAUCCCUGAUGCAGUGUCUGUCCAAACACACACCCCUGCACAUGUCCAUAUGAAUGAGGAAAGGAAGAUUAUCAUAAGCAACCCAAGGGGCCUAGUAAAAGCUUGGCACUUGGACACUGCAGAGCCCCUGUACGAGGUGACAGCGUCGGUGUGUUCUGUUCUUGGUGUUAUGGGGGAUGCAAUAGCAUGCAUGUGCAGCGAGGGGAUGCUCUGUUUUUAUGACGUAUCCACUGGCACACAAAAUACCCAGACCCCCCUACCCUGCGCGGCUGAGGACCACAGUAUCUGCUCUCUGACACUCACUAAACACUCCAAGAUCCUCAUUGCCGAGGAAGGCCAUCUGCAUGUGGUAUGGAGCAGUGGCAUUCAGUCUACGGUUGAUCUUCCCUCUCCAGCUUUGUUCCUCAGUUCAUCUGACGAUGAAAAACUACUGUUUGCAGGAUGUGACAGAACAUUGUGUGUGUUCCUCGUGUCGCUGACUUCAAUGCACAAGGUUCUGGAUCUUCGGCAUGAUGCCUCUGUCUUAUGUGCUGUUUCAAAGAGUGAAGGAAGUGAAAUCAUCACAAGCGCCCAGGAUCGAAUUAUACGGGUAUGGAGUGUAACCACAGGAGCCCUACUGGACUGGAUCAGUGGAAUGGAUUCUGUUGUGUCCUCUUUGGCUGUACAUCAGCAUACUAUUAUCUCCGCCUCUGUGAUUUCCAACUCGCUCAAGCUAUGGCACCUGGACUACAACACCUGUCACAAAAGCAAGACCUGCAUCCCAGCACACUGCUCCCUAGUGGUUCUGUCUAAAGAGGGUGAUAGUGUAUUCUAUGUCAAAGAAGGAAAUAAAACCGAAGUUUUCACAUGGAGCUGUUCGGAAGGUGAAACCUGUCUUCUGUCAGACAGUAUGGACGCGUCUUCAGAAGUGUGCUGUUUGGAAUUAGCCCAGCAGAAACGUUUACUCUUCUGUGGACUGCGGACUGGCACUAUCCUCAUCUACCCCCUGGAUUUUGCCCCAGAAACCUUAUGCCUGCCCCCUCCAGAAAGCCUGCCGACAGUACGCAGCAUGGCUGUCAGCCCUCAGGAGGACAGAAUGGCAGUGGUAUACGAAGAUGUGGUUUGUCUGUUUGAGAUCACGUCAAGGGAUAGUUUCCCCUGUGUGGACGGCCCGUUUGAGAGGUACUCACUGUGCUUGCUGCACUCUCCAAUCUCUGCCAUGGCUCUGCUAUCAGACUGCAGGCUGCUCUACGGGACCUUUGGUGGCGAAGUAGUGAUCUAUGACUUUAAGACUGCCACAACAACCGAGAUGGAUCACCAUGGUGCUGCCAUCACCUGCAUCACCAUGAGCAACUGGGAUUCACAUGCUCUGAUUGGCUCUCAGGACUGUGUGCAGAAGUUGUGGAAUUUGAGGCCUGUCUUGCUUGAUCACACCAUGGAGUACAAGGGUUUUUAUUUUGAAGGAGUUUUAUGUGCUGUCUUCUCAAAAAAUGAUAAAUAUGUCUUCACUGGAUCUCUGGACAAAACCAUCAAAGUCUGGGAUGUCUCUAAUGGGUGUUUGCUGUACAUCCAAUAUGUGUACUCUCCAGUCAUAAAAAUGAUGCCACACAAGGAUGGAUUUGUAGCUGUAUCCCAACAUGGCUCUUUCAUCAAAGAAGGCUUCCGCUGUCCAGACAGCCUCAAGCCUGGAUACAACCCCCUCCAGAACUUCAGAGCACAUUACCGUGUCACCUCCAGAGAGAAAAGUCUGAAUGCUCCACACACAGUAGUCAAUGAGCUUCCAGAAUACAAUCCUGCUCAGUUCAGUUUCAUCGGCAUGAUGAAAACCAAACCAUCCAACACGUGUGUUCUCCUCUGAGUUGAAAAAAUAGUCUUUAUAUUAUAGUAAUUCUGUCAAUAAAAUAAAAUACAGUGUGUAAAGAAGGGCCACAUGUUGUAAAAUAUAUUUUAUUAACAUGAUAUUAUACUGAGUUUAAUCACAGCUUUCAACUUAGUAACUCACAGUAAGAUAAAAGAGUAUAUUUGGGCCAUUCCUGUUAUGUAGAAGCAGUACCUUUUGAACUCUGUAAUUUUAGAAAAUAAAUAUACUUGUGUUGUAAUUUAAGAAAGUAUUUCUAUAAAAAGUUAAUACCAGAUUUCAGAAAUAUUUUCUGGUCAAGCUACAGCACAAAGAACCUAAUUAAUUAUUUAAUUAUAACUUCUUUUUUUUUUUUUUUUUU